This is a messenger RNA of Xylaria bambusicola, 2264 nucleotides long. Its product is annotated as carbon-nitrogen hydrolase. NCBI's taxonomy places the organism in Eukaryota, Fungi, Ascomycota, Sordariomycetes, Xylariales, Xylariaceae. Gene Ontology annotation, molecular function: protein-N-terminal glutamine amidohydrolase activity; protein-N-terminal asparagine amidohydrolase activity. The transcript has 4 exons. The record is from RefSeq and is a predicted model, not a curated record. Gene Ontology annotation, biological process: protein catabolic process. The coding region runs from base 239 to 1951 and encodes 570 amino acids.
AGCACAUAUAGGUUCCUUGGCAUUCCAGACACCUUCCAGUUCUCUACACCCCGAUAAUCCUCGUCGCUCCCCACUCUUUGCCGUUUUCUAGAUAGGACUGAUCAGCCUCUCUCUCUAUUCUGAUAUCAUCUUUAGUUUUGGGAUCUGUCAUUCUUCCUUUUUCGUCUUGAGAAUCUUUGAAGUUGAAUGAUCGACUAGUUCUAUCUUGUCCAGCGAGGCGAGAAGCCCGAGCAACAAGAUGAGGAUAGGCUGCCUUCAGUUUGCUCCCCAAGUAGGCGAUCUUGACAAUAAUAUCAGUCGCGCCGACGCUGUGUUGAGCAAAGCGGACCCUGAAAAUCUUGACCUUCUUGUUCUCCCCGAACUUGCUUUCACCGGGUACAAUUUCAAGUCUCUUCAGGAGAUAAGCCCCUUUUUAGAGCUUCGAGGUUCUGGGAUCAGCGCACUUUGGGCUCAAACACUCGCACUCAAACUGAACUGUAUAGUUACUGUCGGUUACCCCGAAAAGGAGGAUCUCGAGGCAAAGUGGCCCACCUCGCCCGAGUACUACAACUCUGUUCUUGUCGUGAAUCCUGAUGGUGAGACUAUUGCAAACUACAGGAAGACAUUCUUGUACUACACAGAUGAAACCUGGGCUUUAGAAGGAUCAGAGGGCUUUUACGGCGGUGUAAUACCUCAACUCGGUACCACGGCUAUGGGCAUUUGCAUGGAUAUCAACCCAUAUAAAUUCGAGGCACCGUGGCAUGCAUUUGAGUUUGCCUUCCACUGCCUGGAAGUUGAGGCCAAUCUUGUUAUCGUGACGAUGGCUUGGAUGACCCGUGAAGACGCAAGCCUGUUCAGCAGCGUGCCUAAGGAACCGGAUAUGGAUACCUUGACUUAUUGGAUGGCUCGGCUAGAGCCGAUCAUCCGUUCCGAGAACGAGGAAGAGGUUAUUGUUAUUUUUUGCAAUCGCGCCGGCAUAGAGAGGGACACUGUCUAUGCGGGAACAAGCACUGUCAUUGGAAUCAAAGAUGGCGAAGUUAACGUAUACGGACUCCUUGGCCGCGGAGAAGAAGAGCUUCUCGUUGUAGACACGGAGACACCUCCAAUUGCUAAGUUGGUGUAUUCCCCUGACAAUUCAGGUUCGACGACGGUGCCUAUGCCAGAAUCAUCUUCUGUCCCUGAGGAAACAAACGAGAGGGGCCAUGAUCAUACUGCCUCGGAAAAUUCGGUAUCUACGCAACAAGCGUCGAACAGUCACUCCGAGGGGACAGUUCAAAACAGUGCUGCCCAGAAUCAAGCACUACGAGAAGGGGCCAGUUCCAUCGAUAGCCCCAGUUCACUAGUCAGCCAAGAAUUCCAAUCAAGCUGUCAAUCAUACUCUAACAAACCGUCAUACUCUAGUCAUAAGACGCGUUCUAGCCGAGACACAGAGUUCGGCCGGGGGGCGCAGGGAGCAACAGCCCUCGGUAUAACACAACGCUACGGUACAGCAUCGCUCUUUUUAAUCAGAGCGAAAAGUGACAGAAGUCUCAUCUCUACGCAAGGCCCAAUGUCUUCUGAGGAACCACCCCGGGCCCUCUGCUAUCGAACCAUCACCCCGGUGCAGACACCUUCGCAUCCCACCAAGACUAAUACGAUCUUUACUUCAGCUCAACCAUGUCGCACAACGCAGAAAAUGUGUCCCAAAUUAUUUCUUCCUGAGACCAUGGAUAAUUUGCCAAUCAUACCCUAUAAUGUCGACGGUCGAACACUGUCAAGAGCUAGCAGCCACAGCAUGAAGACAAGUGGCUCGCAUGUUCCGACUCAGGGGGACAAUGAGACGAUCAGCCUAAUCAAGGCUCUCAGUGACAUGACAGAUAGAUCACCCAAUGGAUUCUUAUCUGAUUCUCUGCUGAAGGUACCUAUGGAUUUACGACCACGGGCUGACUCGCCGACCCUGAGCAUGGAGAUGCUCGGCAUUUCGCAAGCAUAACGCGAACCAAACUCGAAUUGAAACAAGACGAAUACCCUUAUCCUUGGUCCUGGAUACAUGUACUUGACGGCAAUGGUAGGGAGAGUGUACACAUCCCAUGCUAUAACAACGACUAGCACAGCAGAGCGAUCAUCCCAGUGUGUUUAAUCUGGCUUUAAGAACCUAGCUGGCUUACACCUAAAUGCAGGAUACCAUGCAAGUCAUACAGCUUUAGCUCAUUGCCAUGUUUUUUUUACAAACCUUAACUGUAGCCUGUAUACACCUGGGAUAACCUUAAAGUACCACACACUGCCGAUACGGUAACCAGGAAAUG